Messenger RNA from Penicillium verhagenii, 2133 nucleotides. RefSeq lists its product as uncharacterized. The record is from RefSeq and is a predicted model, not a curated record. The transcript has 6 exons. The coding region runs from base 1 to 2133 and encodes 710 amino acids. NCBI's taxonomy places the organism in Eukaryota, Fungi, Ascomycota, Eurotiomycetes, Eurotiales, Aspergillaceae. Gene Ontology annotation, biological process: transmembrane transport.
AUGCAGCUCAUACCGACAUUUGCGUUGUUGCUGUUACACGCAGGAUCUACCUUCUCAGCAACAGCAACCAACUACGCAAACUCCUCAUUGGAAGCAACCCAUGUCAGCCCAGCCUCACCAUAUUUUGAAGAUGAUAUUCUGCGCCGCAACAACGAAAUCGAGUCGCGACUCGCCAACGCACCUAUACACGGGCUGAGGAAAAUGAGUCCCGACGAAGGGGAGAAGUUCUUUCUGGAUUACUGGAGUUUCGGCCCGGAGUCGCAGAUUCAACACAGUGAUACUUCGAAUGUUGAGGACGAUCUUCCGUUGGAUCUAUUUAGACCCAGAUCAUAUCCCUUCCGACCCUCGUUUUCAUUUGAAGCGAAUUAUGGGGGUCUUCUUGGCUCUAGGGACUUCAAGUGUCCCACUGGAACGCUCGCGUGUACAUCCAUUGAACGAUCCGAUCGGUGUUGCAGUACUGGGGACAGAUGCGAAAAGGUCAAAGAUACCGGAUCGGGGGACGUGGGGUGUUGUCCCAACGGGAUGACAUGUACGAAUUUAAUAGGAGCGUGCCCGGGCAAUCAGACACUUUGUUCUGAGGCUCUUGGGGGAGGGUGUUGUAUUCCGGGAUAUGAAUGUGUUGUGGGUGGCUGCGCAUUUGUCUCGGUUGUUACAGUAACCAUCCACUCGACAGUCACAUUGUCUACAAAGACAUAUUCAACGGUCCCUCAGAGCAGCCUUUCCUCGUCGUCAUCAACCAGCAAUACAGCAACUACUAGCACCGAUAAUCUUGUGCCUCCAGCGCGACCAACGGGUAUCUCAACUUCUACCCAAAAAACCACAAGUCGUGUUAGUGUCUGCCCGACGGGCUUCUACGCAUGCUCGGCUGUUUACCAAGGGGGUUGCUGCCAAACAGGACGUGAUUGCGAUACGACAUCGUGCCCUACCACGCAAUCAACUACGUUCACAUCAGAUGGCGUGACAAUUGUUGAGCCUGUGACAACCGGAAACUCCAACAGCGGGAACACGGGGAAAUGUGCGACGGGUUGGUUUAGUUGCGCUGAUACCGUUGGCGGCGGGUGUUGUCCAUCAGGGUACACUUGUGGAUCGAGUUGCACGGCUGCGGCGUCGAAGACAACGGUUGCCAAGGAACAAGCAACUGCCUCCAGCGGUGGGGUUUGCAAAUUGAAAGUUCCAUUUGGAUGUUUAUUGGGAUUGCUAGGGAUCAGCAUGCUGGAGUGGUUAUAUCUGCCCAUCAUGUCCGACAAGCCCCAGAAGCCCCUCCCCUUCGUCUACCAGUUCGCCGCCGGUGCGGUGGCUGGUGUGUACCCAUUGGACGUUGUCAAGACUCGAGUUCAGCUCCAGUCCGGUACCCCCGUCGCUGGUGUCGAUAACUACAAUGGCAUGCUUGACUGCUUCCGCAAGAUCAUCAAGAAUGAGGGCGCCAAGACACUGUACCGUGGUAUCUCCGCUCCCAUCCUGAUGGAGGCCCCCAAGCGUGCGACCAAGUUUGCCGCCAACGACAGCUGGGGUGCCUUCUACCGUGAUCUGUUCAAGGUGGAUAAGCAGACCCAGAGUCUGGCUGUUCUGACCGGUGCGACCGCUGGUGCCACCGAGUCCUUCGUCGUUGUUCCCUUCGAGCUGGUGAAGAUUCGUCUGCAGGAUAAGGCCUCUGCCGGCAAGUACAACGGUAUGCUGGAUGUCGUGAAGAAGAUCGUGAAGACCGAGGGUCCUUUGGCCAUGUACAACGGUCUCGAGUCAACCCUGUGGCGUCACAUCCUCUGGAACGCCGGUUACUUCGGCUGUAUCUUCCAGGUUCGCGCGCAGUUGCCUACCCCCGAGCCUGGCAACAAGAGCCAGCAGACCCGUAACGACCUGAUCGCCGGUUCUAUCGGUGGUAUUGCCGGUACUAUUCUCAACACCCCCAUGGAUGUCGUCAAGUCUCGCAUCCAGAACACCACCAAGGUUGCCGGUCAGAUUCCCAAGUACAACUGGGCCUGGCCUGCUCUUGGAACGGUCAUGAAGGAGGAGGGUUUCAGUGCUCUGUACAAGGGCUUCACUCCUAAGGUGCUGCGUCUCGGACCCGGUGGUGGUAUCUUGCUCGUCGUCUUCACCAACGUGAUGGACUUCUUCCGCAAGAUCCACGAGGAGUAA